Penicillium soppii is the source of this 1749-nucleotide messenger RNA. RefSeq names its product putative CTP synthase. Lineage: Eukaryota; Fungi; Ascomycota; Eurotiomycetes; Eurotiales; Aspergillaceae. Gene Ontology annotation, cellular component: cytoophidium; cytoplasm. Gene Ontology annotation, molecular function: identical protein binding; CTP synthase activity. Gene Ontology annotation, biological process: CTP biosynthetic process; pyrimidine nucleobase biosynthetic process. The record is from RefSeq and is a predicted model, not a curated record. The transcript has 5 exons. Bases 1 to 1749 code for a protein of 582 amino acids.
AUGAAGUACGUCGUGGUUUCUGGAGGUGUCAUCAGUGGCAUCGGGAAGGGCGUAAUUGCCUCGAGUACCGGUCUGCUGCUGAAGACUCAGGGUGCCCGAGUCACCUGUAUCAAGAUUGAUCCUUAUAUGAAUGUUGAUGCGGGAACCAUGGCCCCCACCGAACACGGAGAGGUGUUCGUUUUGAACGAUGGCGGUGAGGCGGAUCUCGAUCUUGGAAACUACGAGCGAUACCUCGGAAUCACCCUUGGAAGAGAUAACAAUAUCACAACCGGAAAGGUCUACAAGCAUGUGAUCGAAAAGGAGCGCCGCGGUGACUACCUUGGACGCACAGUGCAGAUUGUCCCUCACUUGACCGAUGCCAUUCAAGAUUGGAUUGAACGUGUGGCCAGAACCCCCGCAGACGACACCAAUGAGGAGCCCGAUGUCUGUGUUAUCGAGCUCGGUGGUACUCUUGGUGACAUUGAGAGUGCUCCUUUCGUUGAGGCUCUCCGUCAGCUGCGUCGUCGCGCUGGAAAGGACAACUUUGUCCAGAUCCACGUUUCCCUAGUUCCGGUCAUUCAUGAUGAAUUGAAGACCAAGCCCACUCAGCAGGCUAUCCGGGACGCUCGCUCAGCUGGUAUGAGCCCGGAUCUCAUUGCUUGCCGUUGCGAGAAGCCUCUUGACAAGGCUACCACCGAUAAGAUCGCUAUGUUCUGUCAGGUCGAGCCAGAGCAGGUGAUUGGCGUGCACAAUGUCAGCUCGACCUACCACGUUCCCAUGCUUCUCGAGCAACAAGGUUUCCUCGGUGUUCUGAGUGAUCUUCUCGCCAUGAAAAAGGUGGAGAUCCCUCAGGCUCAGUUUGCCAAGGGUCAGUCCACUUGGAAACAGUGGAAGACUCUUACUACUGCACAAGAACACACCUUUGAAACCGUCAACAUUGCUCUUGUUGGCAAGUAUGUCAGCCUGCAUGACUCUUACUUGUCCGUCAUCAAGUCUCUGGAGCACGCAUGCAUGGCUUCCCGCCGCAAACUCAACAUCAUCUGGGUCGAUGCCUCUCACCUCGAACAAGAGUGGGAGGAGACCAACUCCAAGGAGUACCACAAGGCCUGGUAUGAUGUUCACACUGCUAACGGUAUCUUGGUCCCUGGAGGUUUCGGUACCCGUGGCACCCUUGGAAUGAUUCGCGCUGCAGAGCACGCCCGCACUAAGAACAAGCCAUACCUCGGUAUCUGUCUGGGUAUGCAAAUUGCUGUGAUUGAAUACGCUCGCAACGUUCUCGGUAUCGAGGGUGCCCACUCAGUCGAGCUCGAUGAGCGUACCUCUGACCCUAUCGUGGUGUACAUGCCCGAAAUUGACCGUGCCAACCUUGGUGGUACCAUGCGUCUGGGUUCCCGUCCCACUAUUUUCCAAGAAAACUCCGAAUGGUCUAAGCUCCGCUCUCUCUACGGGUUGGACCGUGCCUCCGUCGAUGAGCGUCACCGUCACCGUUACGAGGUUAACCCCGAAUAUAUUGAGAGGCUCCAGGCGGCCGGUCUUCACUUCAUCGGUAAGGAUGACCAAGGUGAGCGCAUGGAGAUUGUUGAACUCAAAGAGCACCCCUGGUUCGUUGGUGUUCAAUUCCACCCUGAGUACAUUUCUCGUGUGCUGUCGCCUAGCAAGCCCUUCCUUGGAUUUGUUUCCGCUGCUGCCGGUGUCUUCAACCAAGUCCAAGCUCUGUCCCUGGCCAAGGAGCAGGAGGUGGCUAACGGCGUUAGCAACAUUGUUAUCUAA